Molecule: messenger RNA, 1199 nt
Organism: Nymphaea colorata (pocket water lily)
Lineage: Eukaryota; Viridiplantae; Streptophyta; Magnoliopsida; Nymphaeales; Nymphaeaceae
Exons: 3
Coding region: 497-1045 (182 amino acids)
Source: RefSeq, a predicted model, not a curated record
CAUGGUGCAUAAAUGUGAAUCAUGUCUGGCGAAGUUGGUGACCCUCUUGUUCCCUAGAUCUAAGGAGCCAAGAGGAAUCUGAAACUUCUGAGUCAGAUACAUUUGAGCUAGAAUCAGAACUCUUGCCUCUUCGGUUUUCUUCAGCUUGGUUAUUGUCCUUGAACCCUUCAUUUAGAAGAACACCCAGGGAAAGAAAGGCCGGGGAGCGGUGAGAGUUUGGGAUUCUGGUGAUCUGAGUGAUCGCCAUUUUAAUGUACGAUGGAACAAUCUGGUGCUUUCCUUGAUUUCCGGCUGUUGGGUAGGAGGAAAAGUGUGCUUUUGAUCGAAAGUUAGAGUUAUCCUGGUGUUUUUAUGUCAGCAAAGGUUUUUCUUGUUUACCUCCUGGUCUUGGAUUGAUGAAGGGAUUGAUCGUUCUGGCGACUAGAUUUGCGUGGGAUAUUUUCUUCUGUUGAUCAGAAGCAAAAACGUGAAGUGUUCGUGAAUUGGGGUUUUGAAGAUGAUGACCAAUCAUUACUCAUCAUCAAGAUCGUGUAAUCAAGGAGUUGUGAGAGUGACAUUGAUUUUAGUGGGAAUUUGCUUGGUGAGUUACAUUGUAGGGCCACCCUUGUAUUGGCGUCUUGUUGAAAGUUUUAGACCUGUUUCUGGCUCAUGUCCACCUUGUGAGUGCGACUGCUCCACGGAGACCAUUUUUUCUCUGCCCUUAGGGGUUGAGAACAAUUCAUUGGCAGAUUGUGGUAAGCAUGAUGCUGAUGCAAGUGAAGAAAUGGAAAAGAGUUUGACAGAUCUUCUACUGGAGGAGCUAAAAUUACAAGAGGUUGUGGCUCUAGACAGGGAACGUCAUUCUCAAGUUGCAACCAUAGAGGCUAAGAAGCUGUCUGCACAUUACCAAAAAGAGGCAGAGAAGUGCAAUGCAGGAAUGGAAACAUGUGAAGAGGCAAGGGAAAGAGCUGAAGCAGCAUUGACUGCUGAGAAGGAAUUAUCAUUGAUGUGGGAAAACCGAGCACGACAGCUUGGAUGGAGUGAAAGUGACAUCAUCACCAUGUGAAGAAAAAAUGAGUAUUUCACAAUUCAUGUACUGUUUUUCCACAACAAAAGGUGUUCAAAGUUUUUGAAGGCUCAACUUGAUUUUUCUACAUCAAAUUUUCUUAUUCUUUUUUAUGGCGCAUUAAAAGUCAAUUGAAGAUUGUUUCACUGGUUUA